This is a messenger RNA of Loa loa (African eye worm), 461 nucleotides long. RefSeq lists its product as hypothetical. The annotation marks the transcript as partial. The transcript has 3 exons. The record is from RefSeq and is a predicted model, not a curated record. NCBI's taxonomy places the organism in Eukaryota, Metazoa, Nematoda, Chromadorea, Rhabditida, Onchocercidae.
CAUUUGGUGAAGCAGCUACGGAAUAUCCAUUUCGUUAUCGAACCGGUAAAUUGAAUCAAUUUGUCGGAUUUGCUACACCACAUCUACCACCACCAACUAAUGGUCCAUUUAUAUAUGGUUCAAUAUGGGCAUCAUGGUCAGCAUGGUCAUUUUGCGUGAAUAAAGUACGUGUACGUGUACGUGCAUGUAAUACAGUUCGAGGAUUCUCAUGUCUUGGUAAAAAACAGGAAUUUGUGGAAUGUGAUGAAACAGAUUACAUGCAACCAGCAAUACAUGAAUCUGAUUAUGUAGCAAUUGAUCCAUGGGAAGAAGAUCGACGAGAAGCUAUGAAGCAACUUUAUUCGAACAAAUAUAUACCGGAUGAAAAUGAAAAAAUAAAUUUCGAUGGAAUUGAUAAAAUAAAAUUUAUUCCACGUGAAUCAGAAAUUCGACGACGUGAACGAAGUUCAAAUCAUUUCUAA